AUGGACCCCCAUCCGCAAUCCCCCGACUCGGCCCUGCCCUUCACAAGCUUCCCCAGGCGCUGCUCGCCCAAGCUGGGCGGCCAGCACAAGCGCACCCUCAGCGUGACCUCGUCGAUCGGCAGUGCGGUCGCCCAGCAUCACCAGCUCCUCCUCCUCAACAGACAGCCCUUCGAUCAGGAAAGCCCCUUUGAUCAAGAGGAUCAGGAGGACCAGGUCGAGAUAGCCGGCGGGAUGAGUGGCUUGCUCCGAACAGCCAAGGACGACGAUAACACCAUCCUCGACUGUCCACUCGAUGACCGUAGAGCCAGCGAGAGCUGCGGGAGCAGCGCCAUCGGCGAGCCCAUGGCACUCGACCACGAGCCUCCCAACUCCCGUGGAUCCCAAUCACAGAUAGGCGCAAAACGAGUGCGGAGGAAACAUGUCAAUCGAGCCAGCCUGCUGCCUCGGCCAAAGGCUCAUCUUAGGGUUGCUGCUCAACUGAGUACCGAGGAAGUCUCGCCGGAUCUACUCACUGAGGCUGAAGUCCAUCGCCGCUUCAAAUCGAUACCCUUCGUUGUACCCCAAGCCAGUACUUCCACACCCACCAACACACUCUCGUCCACCACCCCAUCUAACUCACCCUUGAUACCUCGAACACCCUCUUCACCGUUCUAUCACCAUCUCAAUCGGCCCACACCCAACCGCUUCCCCGAACAGGUAGACGAUGACGACGAUGGGAUGGGCCUGGAGGGCAAAAGCUCGGGUAGCGACGAGGAGGAGGCCGCCGAUGACCACCACUCACAUUGCUCGGGUCUGCGUCGCUCGGUGAUCAGUCAAGAUGAGGAGUCAGAAGAACAAAAGAUGGCCGAGAUCCAAAAGUGGAAGAUGUUUCGUGGCUCAGGAUCCAGUGGUAGUUGCGGACCUCCUGAAAUCAAUCGGGCCGGCAAACGGAGAUGCCAAGAACCAGAACGCUACGAGUAUGGAAUGUUCAAAAGGAGAGCCGUCUCCCCAUCCUCGACAUCCCUCUCAUCAUGCAUCGGAUCACCAAUCCAGAACCCGGUCUCGAUCCCUCAAGCCUGUCCAUUGGCCUCGAAUCCCACACAAACCAUCUCUGCCUUCAGACCGAGACGAUCUGAUAUCUAA
Puccinia triticina is the source of this 1122-nucleotide messenger RNA. RefSeq lists its product as uncharacterized. Bases 1 to 1122 code for a protein of 373 amino acids. NCBI's taxonomy places the organism in Eukaryota, Fungi, Basidiomycota, Pucciniomycetes, Pucciniales, Pucciniaceae. The transcript is spliced from 4 exons. The record is from RefSeq and is a predicted model, not a curated record.